AGCGUGGGCUGGCCUGUCUCUCUGUGUCACCGCCUGCGUCACAUGCCAGGAGGGGGUUCUCCAGUGACGAUAAGGCCGCGUAGCGGAGCAGUCUGCCACAGACAAGGGGAAGAAAGGCUGUGGCUGGUACGGACGGUGCUGUCUGGCUGCAAUAGAAACAAAAGCGAGCGGUCUGUUCGAGCAUAAAGCGGAAUUGUGUCCCUUGGAUUAUACAUCGUUACUCUAAUGGUGAUCGGAUACCUGGGUUAUUGAUCAGGUCCAUGCUAGCUAGAGCCAUGAGCGGUCUACUGAAGAGGAAGUUUGAGGAGGUCUAUGAUGAGGACCAGUGCUACUCCUCGUCCUCCUCCCGGUCGUCCUCAGCUUACUCCGGGUGGGACUCGGAGGGCGAGAGCUGCUACUCAGACACCCUUGACUCAACACCCAGCAACCCUGGCUCUCCAGACACACAUUGCAGCACCAAGUCCAUCCUGAAGAAGGCUAAGCGUGAACGGCUAGUGCGGGGCAACGUGACCUUUGACAUGGUGACAGUGUUUGUCUUCCCACGGUGCCAGGGCUUCAGCAGCGUGCCCAGUAGAGGGGGCUGUUCCCUGGGCAUGAUGCAGCGCCACAGCGCCCUCCGCAGGUACACCCUGGAUGAGUACGCCGUGGAGCAACACACCCUCCGUCGGGAGAAACUCCUCGACCGCCUCCGAGAGGAGAAACUGGACGCUCUCAAACAGAAACUGACUAAGGGAGGCACGGUGGAGUCAGAGGAGGCUGACUGCCUCACCAUCGAAGACAUCCCAGAGGACGAGAUGGACAUUAGCAGCUGUAACCUAGACGACGGCUCCUUCCUCCACCCCUACCCCUCCAAGAGGAGACAUGCCCUGCUGAAGGCUGCGGGGGUGAAGGUGGAGAAGGAGGAGAAGAGACAGCUGCAGCAGCUCCGAGUGUCCAGGGAGGACUGUGGGUGUGACUGCCAGGGUUUCUGUGAGCCAGAGACCUGCGCCUGCAGCCUGGCAGGCAUCAAGUGUCAGAUGGACCACUCGUCAUUUCCCUGCGGCUGCACUAAGGAUGGCUGCGGUAACCAGGAAGGUCGUAAAGAGUUCAACUCCAGCCGGGUUCAGACCCACUACAUCCACACCAUCAUGAAGCUAGAGCUGGAGAAGAGACUGGAGGAGACGUCUGGACCAGAGGAAGAGGACCCGGGAGAGACCACCUUCUACUUCAGCUCAGAGCUGGCAUCGGUCGGGGAGAACAGCUGUAGCAGUGACAUGACAGACUCCUCUGCCUCCUCGGGGGGGAGUGAGGACUCAGAGGAAGGGGCGGAGUUAGGCCGGGAGGACGAUGUGGAUGAAAACGGACUGAGCCGCAUCCUCAGCGACAACGACUAUAACGUAAACAACUACGUUGUUAAUGACAACCGAUGUUGCCCCGAGCAAUGUCUACAGCAGCAGCAGCAGGCAUCGUCCAUGACGACAACAACACAGAUGUUGGGAGGGUUUAGCACGGCAGACUUCCCAGAGGAGAAUGACAAUCUAGAGGUGCACACAGACAACCGGGCCAUGGCCAUAUCACUGUUAGAUGAUAACACUAACCAAGGCAACGGUCUGUUCCACCACAGCAGCUGCAGAAUCUCUAACCCCUCAUCUCCCUCAGUAGACUGCCCCAACACCCCAUCCCCCUCAGUAGAUGGCACCGCUGCCAGCUACAUGGACCUCAGCCUGUCCUCAGAGUCUCACCUGGAGUUCUUUGAUGGUUUCUGUCUGGGUCCUUCCUCCCUCUACAACUCACUUACGGCGUACCAACACAUGGACAACUUCUUUCACUUCCAGCAGCCUAGUUAUGCCAGCAGCCAAUCACAGGCCAUCGACCCCGGGACCUGCCUCCUGGAGUCUCUGAUUGGUCUGCCAGAAUCUGACCCAGAACCCCCUGCAACGUUCACAGACAAUCAGCUGUUGGAAGAAGCUGUCAGGGGUUAACUAUCGGGACCUGAACCGCCAACUGUGUUCUGGACUAUGUAGUGAAUUAGGGGGGAUGGGGGUCAGUGUAAACAGACUGCUGUUGGAAGAAGCUGUGAUUUCUCUCUUGCCUUUCAAUUGUUAGCAAAGCAGUUGGUAAUUAUCGCUGUAUGAAAUGGCAGCUAACGUUUCAGUUGGUAAUUAUCGCUGUAUGAAAUGGCAGCUAACGUUUCAGUUGGUAAUUAUCGCUGUAUGAAAUGGCAGCUAACAUUUCAGUUGGUAAUUAUCGCUGUAUGAAAUGGCAGCUAACGUUUCAGUUGGUAAUUAUCGCUAUAUGAAGUGGCAGCUAACGUUUCAGUUGGUAAUUAUCGCUUUAUGAAAUGGCAGCUAAUGUUUCAGUUGGUAAUUAUCGCUUUAUGAAAUGGCAGCUAACGUUUCAGUUGGUAAUUAUCGCUAUAUGAAGUGGCAGCUAACGUUUCAGUUGGUAAUUAUCACUUUAUGAAGUGGCAGCUAACGUUUCAGUUGGUAAUUAUCGCUUUAUGAAAUGGCAGCUAACGUUUCAGUUGGUAAUUAUCGCUGUAUGAAAUGGCAGCUAACGUUUCAGUUGGUAAUUAUCGCUGUAUGAAAUGGCAGCUAACGUUUCAGUUGGUAAUUAUCGCUGUAUGAAAUGGCAGCUAACGUUUCAGUUGGUAAUUAUCGCUGUAUGAAAUGGCAGCUAACGUUUCAGUUGGUAAUUAUCGCUGUAUGAAAUGGCAGCUAACGUUUCAUAAAAGUGAGAUUAAAAUAAGUAAUUUUCUACAUUGUAGAAAUAAUAGGGAAGACAUGAAACCUAUAAAAUAACACGUGUUGGGUUUUAUAUGUCGCUAAAUGUCAACCUCAGAAACCAAGAAUAGUACAGCUGGGUAUUAAUGAAUACUCUGGGAAACCAAACAUGGUUUUCAAAACACCUAUAACUUAUCUACAUAUUAUUGUUUUAAUUGAUUUCUUUUAUGAUUUUCUAUUUAUUUUCAGAUAAAAACCUACUAAAGCUAUGCUGAAGCAGCACUGUGGUUUGAUAUUUAUAACCUGGAAGUGCAAUCUUUCCUUAUGUAUCAAAUGUGUCCCAAAUGGCACACUAUUCCCUAUGUAGUACCCUACUUCCCAUAGGGCUCUGGUCUAAAAUAGUGCACUAUAUAGGGAAUAGGGUGCCAUUUGAAACUGAAUCCGUAUUAGGCAAAGUCGGCAAUAUGGGAUUAUAGAAAAGACCAUUGGGAAAGUAUUUCAUAUCUGUUCUCUUAUUGUUUAAACAACAUUUUGGUUAAAUUAUUUUAGUAGUUUGAUCUAAUUUAUGACAUGUUGGGCAAUAAGAGAUCGGUGUUGUUUACUCAGGAGGGCUAUGGCCUAAUCCCAAAUCAUUCCCUAAACCCUACGCCAUUGUGGAGAUCUGAGGUGAUUUGAUUGGUAUAAGCAAUAUAAUGAAACUUCCACCUAGCCUAUCAGAGCGCAAGGGGGAGCUAUUACCAUAUGGACUGCACCGGUCAGAUCCAAUCAGCUCUCCACACGUGUAGGGUUGAGGGGUCGAUUCGGCCAACGCCACAGUGCUUCUGUAUGAGCUGUGGGACUACUGUGUUCCUAUUUUAUAAAUCAAAAUGUAGAAUUCUGGCUCUGCUGUAGAUACUGCUAUCUAUAAUGUUACCAUAGAGAAUCACUCUAAUAUUUUAUAAAUAAUUUGUGUAGAUUGAAAGAAUUUUAAAUCUGUGUCACUGAAAUAAUUUUAUUAAGAAAAUGCAAAUUGUGUAAUUUCUUCUUUUUUAAAUAUUGAAAUCUUUGUAAUAGAUAAAUAUAGACUUAUUAUGAAAGCGUUUGCUUUCAAGUAUUUUUCAUAUGAACUAUGAAAUGCCACUAAAACAAAAUGGAUUAGAAAAGCAUCCAUAUGGUUGUUGUGACUGAGACAACGUGAUAUAUUUAUGCAGAAAGACUCAGAAGUUGUGUGUUUUGCCUCAUUAUGUCCUCAAGCAGACCUCAUUUGCUUUCGUGGAGAUCAUCUCAUUGAGAAAAACAAAAACAAAGCCACCAACAGAACACAGCUUCUCUGGUGGAAAUGCGGCUAAAUAAAGACAACUAGGGGUAUUUAUUACAUUCCUGAAUGGAGAGCAAACCAGAGCAGUUUUUCACUCAUCGUCUCUGACUGUUUUUUAAAAGCUGUUCAUUUCAUCCAAGUCCCUUUUUGGACAGUUUGUCCUCCUAAUAAAACUUAUUCUUAAAUGCUUGACUUUGUA
Molecule: messenger RNA, 4198 nt
Organism: Oncorhynchus kisutch (coho salmon)
Lineage: Eukaryota; Metazoa; Chordata; Actinopteri; Salmoniformes; Salmonidae
Gene: csrnp1b
Product: cysteine-serine-rich nuclear protein 1b
Exons: 5
Coding region: 261-1961 (566 amino acids)
Biological process (GO): regulation of transcription by RNA polymerase II
Cellular component (GO): nucleus
Molecular function (GO): DNA-binding transcription factor activity, RNA polymerase II-specific; sequence-specific DNA binding
Source: RefSeq, a predicted model, not a curated record